Molecule: messenger RNA, 2358 nt
Organism: Durio zibethinus
Lineage: Eukaryota; Viridiplantae; Streptophyta; Magnoliopsida; Malvales; Malvaceae
Source: RefSeq, a predicted model, not a curated record
AUGUCUGCUCCAUCUCAGUUUCAUAUGAAAAUAAUGCAUUAUUUUGGUCUUUCUUUAGCAAUCUGGAGCACAAGUACUGGGAGUUUAUUAGCAGAGUGGAAGCAGUCAGAUGGCAACCCUGCUAAUAGUUAUUCCUGUAUGGCUUGCAGUUUUAUCGGAAAGAAGGUGGUGGCAUCAGGAUCUCUUGAUAGCUCUUUUAUGUUCUAUACUUUUUCCUUAAACUUUACACUUCAUAAAAAGGGGCAUGGGACUUGCUUACUAGCUGUUGGGACAAAUGAAGGGGACAUCUUGGCUAUUGAUUUCUUAGCUGGUGAUAGGAAGUGGACGUCUACUGGUUGCCAUCCUAGGUAUGAUGAUAAAUUUAUAGUGAAACUAGGCCCUUGUUCUUAUUUAUCUUUCUACAUAACUUUGAGCAAAACUGCUAAUGGAAUUGCUGGUCUUUCAUUCACAAAUAAAGGUCAUAGUCUGUAUGUCAUUGGAAGUAAUGGAAAGGCAUCUGAAAUGAAGUCCAUCUCUUCUUUGACUUUUUCACAAGAUGGGAAGUAUUUGGCUUUAGCCAGUGGUAAGACCUGUGUUGUGAGCCUGGAAAAUGGAAAAGAGCUUCUAAAGUUUCCUGAUGAGUUAGAUUCUGUGCAAUAUAUGUCUAUGUCCAAUGAUGGCAAGACAAUUGUUACAUCAGGGUUCGGGGAGAAAAAUCUUCAAGUCUGGAGUUGUGAUUUCAGUUCCAAAAUCGUGAGUGGUGGCUCAGUUAUUUCAAUGCCUCACCCUCCAUUAGCUUUUGAAUGUAAGAAUAAUGGUAGUGAAGAUGGUGGUUGUGUAAUCUUAGCAGUGUCAGAGUCUGGUAUCACUUAUAUCUGGAAUUUGGAGACCAUUUCCCAGGAUGAUGUUAAACCAACAAAGAUUACUGUAAAACCUGAUAAAGCAGAGAGAAACCAGCAGAUGAGUGCAAGCUCAAGGAAAAGCCGUACUUCUAUUAUCUCUGCCAGAUUACACGCUCCGGGCAUGGGCCAACAGGUUGUUGCCCUAAUUGCUUAUGGUCCAUUAGACUCUCCACAGUUCAGUCUUGUAAAUGUUUGCAAAACAGGGGAGAAUAUUGUUAUAAAUGCUGUGGAUCAGACUGAAACUAUUCAAGAAAACAUGGCAGCUUUGGUAAAAGGUCUCCAAGUUCCAGAGUCUGGAGUGGCGGGUGAUCCAAAUGGCAAACCAAACAAAAAAAGAGCUGCUCCUGAUCCAGACCUUGCAACUACAAGAGGCAUAAAUGAUACUGAUUUAUUCGUUGGUGAUUUAGGAACAGGUCAUGGAGAGAAUGUAGAUGGAGUCCUUGUUGAUGAUGAUCCAAAUGAGCCUACCAUGGGUGAGAAACUUGCGAGUUUAAGUUUAGUAGAAAAUGGAAAAAAUGAAGCCUGUGGAACGCAAGAAGGAGAAGAAUCCUCUCCUCGUGCCAAGCAUCCCAUUGCAGAUUCAGUCAAUGUUCUGCUUAAGCAGGCACUGCAUGCUGAUGAUCGCGCACUUCUAUUAGAUUGCUUAUACACCCAAGAUGAGAAGGUUAUUGCAAAUUCAAUCUCUCAAUUGAAUCCAUCUGAUGUUCUCAAGCUUUUACGAUCUCUAUUAUCUAUAAUUCAAUCAAGGGGUGCAGUAUUGGCAUGUGCCCUCCCUUGGAUAAAAAGUUUACUUCUUCAACAUGCUAGUGGAAUUAUGUCCCAGGAAUCCUCUCUGCUUGCCCUUAACUCUUUGUAUCAGCUUAUUGAAUCUAGAGUCUCAACUUUUGAAUCAGCUCUUCAAAUAUCAAGUUGCUUAGACUUCCUUUAUGCAGGGAUUGUUGAGGAUGAGUUCGACGAGAAUGCCACAAUCCCAGUAAUAUUUGAGGACAAGGAUGAAAGUGACGAGGAGGAAUCAGAAGAUGCAAUGGAAACUGAUCAUCAAGAGAACGAAAAUGAGGAAGCACUUGAUGAAGCAUUUGAUGGUGUCAGUGAUUUUGAAGGAAUUGAUGAUAUGAGUGACUGACUGAUGGGUAAUUAGGACUCCUUUGGGCUCCUUCCAUCUUUCAGCCUUGGAAACAAAAAGAAAAGCAAUGAGUUUCACAGACAAUGACACUUGUUUGUCAUUCGAAAAUAUACCAUACAGUUUACAAAAGAUCAGCAAGCAGGAUCAUCCCAGAAAUGUUGUUAAAUCGGAGAAGAUGAAUCUAAUUGAGGGUUUAAAUUUGUGCCGAUUCCAAGUGUACGCCAGGAAAGUUCGGAUACAUGUAACAUGUAGGAGAAAUGAUUGAUGCAACGUUGUAGUUACUGUUGCUGUACCUGGAUUUACCUUUUUAUUUUAUUUUUCUAUUUUCGAACAAUUAGCAGAAAACUCAUUUUC